AAAACUAUAUCCCAGCAGCUGCGCAAAGUCUGCGUAAUUCUAGCUCAGUCUGGGUGCCAAGAAAAAGAAAAAAAGUAAACUCGUGUUGUCCAAUCAGAGCUGCAGAAAAGUAAAACGCCCCGUAAUCUGACCAAUCAGCAUCGCCUUUUCUCGGAAUGAACUUUUUUUUUGUGUGACUCAUUUUACACAGCUCCAAUAUAAAAGACUCUUCAUAAAGCUAUAAAACAUUUCCUUCCUCCUCGUAACUGCAGUGAUCAUCAUUUUCACACUAAUAUUAAUGUUUUAAAUCGCGAUAUAAGCUGAAAGAUUCAGUUUUACAAUGUUUUGAUCAUUCAUUUCAGUCAGGCUGCUUCGUAAACGGCUUAUAAUCCCUAAUCAGAGGAUCACGGCGACACGAGGAUUAAGCUAACAGACUAAACUCAUAUGUUUUGUAGGUAUUUAAGGAAAUAAAAUUCAGAAACGAGGUAAAUAACGUGUUAUUGUGGAGCUCUGUUCCGGAACGCGAGUAUUUAGGGAUUUUGCCUCGAGUCGGACGGUUUUCCUACCCCCACCGCAGCGGUGUGAUGGCUUCGCUGAGGGCGGCACUAUGCGGACGCUUCCUGCAGCCUCUCUCCUCGUCGUUUGGAUCCUUCCGCUUCGCCAGCUCAUCUUUCAAGGCUGCCGACCUCACCGUAGAGAAGAGCCAUGAUCUGAAGCCCAAGCCGGACCCGUCCACCCUGGUGUUUGGGAAGCAGUUCUCAGACCACAUGCUGACCAUUCACUGGUCAGAGAAAGGAGGAUGGGAAGCCCCUCAGAUCAAACCUUUUCAAAACCUCUCCAUUCACCCGGCAACCUCCGCUCUCCACUACUCAGUGCAGCUGUUUGAGGGGAUGAAGGCAUUCCGAGGUGUGGAUAACCACGUCCGCCUGUUCAGGCCGAUGCUGAAUAUGGAGCGCAUGUAUCGCAGUGCAGACCGCUGCUGCCUCCCUGUUUUUGACAAGCAGGAGUUACUGGAGUGCAUUAAAAAGCUGGUUGAAGUGGACCAGGAGUGGGUCCCCUACUCCUCAAACGCCAGUCUGUACAUCCGGCCCACUUACAUUGGAAUGGAGCCGUCUCUGGGCGUGUCUCGGUCAGGCCAGGCCCUGCUGUUCGUCAUCGUGGGGCCGGUUGGGCCGUACUUCGCCACCGGAACCUUCAACCCCGUAUCCCUGCUGGCAGACCCCCGCUACGUCCGAGCCUGCAGGGGAGGUGUGGGGGCUUACAAGAUGGGAGGUAACUACGGUCCGACUAUAGCGAUCCAGACUGAGGCACAGAGGCAGGGCUGUCAGCAGGUGUUGUGGCUCUAUGGGGAGGAUGAGGAGAUCACGGAGGUCGGCACCAUGAACCUCUUCAUCUACUGGACUACUGAGAAAGGAGAGCGAGAGCUGGUCACUCCUCCACUAGACGGCAUCAUUCUUCCAGGAGUCACCAGGCAGUCUCUGCUGGAUCUGGCCAGAGAAUGGGGAGAGUUUAAGGUGACUGAGCGGACUGUGGGUAUGAAAGAGUUCCUGGAAGCUCUGAAAGCUGGUCGGGUGCGAGAGGUGUUUGGAGCAGGAACCGCCUGUGUGGUGUGUCCCGUCGGCAGUCUGCUCUACAAAGGACAGACCUAUCAGAUUCCCACUAUGCAGAAUGGUCCAGAGCUCGCCACCAGGUUCUUCAAGGAGCUCACAGACAUACAGUACGGACGCACAAAGAGGGACUGGGCCCCAGUCGUCGUCUAAAUGGCCAGUCAGAUUGCCGAACUAGACCUCCUCCUUCCAAUCAACUGUAAGAACCGUGUGUACCGGACCUCCUGCCCUUAACCCACUGAUACUCCUCCAUGCUGGCAGGCUGUGCUUACGGUCGUCGUCGCCUAGUUCUGUUUGUCUUGUGUUGUGUGUAGGGACUUUUUUAAAGGGAUAGAUUUAGUUACUCUCAUGUAAACUGCUUUACUGAACAGUCCGUUAAAAACACCACUAAAACGUUUAUGCAAAGCAGCCGAAAACGGCCUUAGGUCCAGCACGACUCUAACACACCUCUGUAUGCGUCCGUUAUAGAUGUAUUUUUCUUACUCAUCCACUCGUUUGUCCUUUAUGGUACAGUAUCUGCUUGUGAGGUAGAAUACAAGCACAGUUUUACACAUAUAAUAGGUGCAAUAAGUCUGCAGUCGGACAGGUCAGGAAAUCUGUCUGUUCUUUCCCCUGUUGACCAGUUACUGAUGCAGAUGUCUGCUGGGUACUGACAGAACUUGAACUGUUACCUUUCUAAUAGGAAAAAAAAACCUUGAACAAAGUAGGAAUGAAUGUCAAAUGAGGAACAAAAGUGAUUAAUGUUGUUAACUGUAGGUGAGCUACAGUAGAAAUGUGCUAAUCAAUCACUUGCGUAGCCUGUCCUUGCUGUUCUUCCAAGCUGGAUAUUUAUUAGCAGUGGCUAGCUUCAUAUGCCCACUCAUCAGACAUGUUUCCACAGUGUGGAUGGCUCUAAGGAAGGCUUUAAAACGUGGCAAGACUAUUUUGAUGUGUUCUGAAUUAGAUGUGCAGAGAGUUAUUUUUGAAAAAGAUGAGAUGCAGUAAUUUUGAAGUUCGCACAACUGUACUGUCAGUAUAUUACACGAAGAAAACGAAUGUGUUUUUUCUAAUAUGGCCAAGAAACAAAAGUAUGUUACGUAAAUAUAUAUGUGUAUAUAUAUUUGUACCCGAGUUAUUUGGAAAGGAGCACAAAGAAAGAAGCACUGAGGCUGUUUUUAGAGUAAAAUGCUUUUAUAAGUUUUAGUUUGUUUUUUUUCUCUAACACAUAAAACAAAUCUUUGAGUUUAGAUAAAUUGUCCUGUCCAUGCUCCGCCCACAGACGCAUUAUUUUAAAGCUACAAAAAACUACAACUACUAUCCCAAUACCUACGUUUAGAGUCGGUUAUUCAUUCAGCCUAACUGAGAAACUGUAGAACAGAUUCAGUUUAUAUCACAAUACCUACAUUUAGAGCCGGUUAUUCAUUCAGCCUGAUGAGAAAAUGUGGCACCAAACUUUGUCACAGUAUUUAAUUUCACAGUGGACCACACAAAAUUGUGUUGUCACUAUAUAACAGUGUCCAGUUUAAAAUGCUACAUUGAUCUGGAUUAUUGUAGCUAGGGCUGCAUUGAUAUGGAAAUUAUGGGCCAAUUCCACUAUCCAGUAUUUUUAUAUAUAUUAAUAUUUUUAUUCUUAUGCAUAUACCUGUCAAUGAGAAUGAAUUUGUAGAGCAUCACGAAGGCAAUAAAUAAAUAAAACGCAUAUUUUUUAGCACAGUAAUCCAGAAUCAAAUAUAAAAUAUUGGUUUAAAAUAAUAUGCUUCAAAUCUAAUCAUGUGUCAGAUGUCUAAUUUUUUCAGUUAUCUGCUGAUAUUCAUAGGACUCUGUGCAUUCACAGUUGUGGGUACCCUUAUAGCGAGCAUAUAUCAGUCCACUGGCUUGAUAAGAUCGGCACCCCGCUGACUGUUCGCCACUGCUGGUCCACCCUCAGACCACCCAGAUUACUGUCCUGCAUACAAGCUCUGUCUAGUUUUUUAAUCUCCUCAGAUUUUAAAUACACAGACUUUUAUUUUAGAAAAUAAACUGAGAGGCAAAAAAUGAUUUUAUAGAAGAUGUUGUUGCUUGAUUCCAUGUUGAUUCCGUUAAAUGAGAGGUUAAUCAUUCAGAUUAUCAGCUCAGGCAUUUUGAUAAAACUGAAUCCAGCACUACCGUUUCUUCAGGUUGUCCAGCUGAGCUGCAGCUGCUACAGGAUGCAUUUGAGGGCGGAGCAUGAACAGGUCAGUUGUGUUGGAUCUCCGGUUCUGUAGCCCUGCAGGUGGUUCUGUUGUUAUAAAACACGAUUUCUGAGUGAACUGACAGAUCCUGCAUUAUGCAAUACCUCCCAAACGAGCAUCACCUUUAUGUUAGCAUUAAAAAGCCCAAAUGAGGUAAACGCUACUUGCACAGUAAUGUGGCUUCAGUGGCUCCUAUAGAGGCUCUUGAGGGGUAAAGGUUUCUGAGCAACCCUGUGUUUCGUCAUUGUGAAGCUUGUACGUGUACGAUGGUGUGAUUUUAACUUGUGUUCUUUUAUCAGACUCCUGUUUGUUUGUUCUUCUUCUGGUCUUUCUUAUUUCGUCUAUUAGCUUUUUAAACCUUCCCUUUCAUGGUGCCGCCUCAUCAGUGACCCCCCCCCUCUGUCCCUUUCUUUCUCCUAAGUGCCUGAUGGAGUCUGUUCUGUAGCUGAUUCUGUUUUCACUCGUGUGUUUCUGUCUCUGCUGCACUAAGAGCUAAGCUGCUAUGUUCUCCAUCGCUUUAUGUGAUGUAAUGUGAGGGUUUUUGGAUGGACUGUAGGUGCAUUUACCAUUUGCUGUUAUUGUAUUUUUACAAUAAAUCUGUGGAUAAACAAUA
Messenger RNA from Colossoma macropomum (tambaqui), 4388 nucleotides. It is a transcript of the gene bcat2, whose product is annotated as branched chain amino-acid transaminase 2, mitochondrial. NCBI's taxonomy places the organism in Eukaryota, Metazoa, Chordata, Actinopteri, Characiformes, Serrasalmidae. Gene Ontology annotation, molecular function: branched-chain-amino-acid:2-oxoglutarate transaminase activity. Gene Ontology annotation, biological process: L-leucine biosynthetic process; L-valine biosynthetic process. The transcript has 11 exons. Bases 564 to 1739 code for a protein of 391 amino acids. The record is from RefSeq and is a predicted model, not a curated record. Gene Ontology annotation, cellular component: mitochondrion.